UCCGGUGUGAGCUCAUUGGAUUUAUGUUCUGCGCCAACUACCAUCCGCAGUAGAACACACAACCUCUUUAAAAAUUUUGCUAGCAUUUUCGUCUCUGUCAUUGCCGCACCUCUCUCUCUCUGAGCUUGCAAUCGAAGCUUCAAUGGCGACGAGAUACUGGGUCGUCUCUCUUCCUGUUCAGAACUCUGCCUCUUCUAUCUGGAACCGAUUGCAAGAACAAAUCUCCAAACGUUCCUUUGACACUCCUCUCUACAGAGUAUUUACUCCAUUUCACACAUCCAUUUCAUUGCAAAGUAUGUUUCUUUUUUAUUGAAUUAAUGUAUAUUCGGUUCAAUUUUUGUUGUUCAAUAUUCCUAAUCUCCGUGUUGGAACCCUUGAUUCUCUCCUCUCUCUCAGCGACGAUCUGGUAAAGGUAAUUUAUCCAACAUGUGGAUACAAUCUCGCAUAACUUUGUUAUUUAGAUUUCACAAGUUCUAUUUAUUUAAUUCGUGCAAGAUACUCCUUUUUUUUCAAGAUUCAAAUUUUGUAUUUUGCUUUUGUUAUCAAUUUAUUACGUAUUUUUUUGUUCAUAGAAUCUGUAACUUCUUCAGAGUAAUAUGUGGUAAUUGGGUUGCAAAUGUUGAUAUUGAUAUGAUAUUUAAAAGAUUUCUAUUCAUUCUAAACAAUGAAUUUGGGAGUUAAACUUCGGAAAUGUGCAGUCGAACAGCUUUGUGGAAUGAGUGAUGCACAAGAUCAGGUGUCAGAUCGAGGAACUGGAGAGGGUAUCGGGUGUGGAAAGCAAUUCUCUUACCGUUGAUGGAGUGCCGGUUGAUUCUUACCUCACUAGGUUUCUUUGGGAUGAAGAUAAGUACCCGACUAUGGCACCUUUGAGAGAGAUAGUAGAUAGCAUUCAUAGUCAAGUGACAAAGAUCGAGGAUGAUCUCAAGGUUCGUGUUACUGAGUAUAACACUGUCUGCAGUCAGCUUAAUGCUAUAACCCGGAAGCAAAGUGGAAGCUUAGUUGUGCGAGAUCUCUCAAAUCUGGUGAAACCAGAGGAUAUAAUUACCUCAGAACAUCUAGUGACUCUCCUUGCAAUUGUUCUCAAGUAUUCACAGAAAGACUGGUUGGCCAACUAUGAGACUUUGACAAGCUUUGUAGUCCCCAGGUCCUCCAAGAAGUUGUAUGAGGAUAAUGAAUAUGCUCUUUAUUCUACAACACUCUUUUGUCGUGUUGCAGAUAAUUUUAGAACAAGUGCACGUGAUAGAGGUUUUCAAAAACGUGAUUUUGAAUCUAGUUCAGAAGCACAACAGAGUCGGAAGCUAGAAUUAGAAAAAUUAAUGCAAGACCAGGAAAGACUGAGGAGUUCUCUUUUGCAGUGGUGCUAUACAAGUUAUAGGGAGGUUUUUAGCUCCUGGAUGCACUUUUCUGCUGUACAUGUUUUCUUAGAGAGCAUUCUGAGAUAUGGUCCACUGCCAUCAUUCUUGGUAUGUGCACUCUUAUGUUCAUUAAUGGCUUUCCAACGAAACAUUUGCUUUUUGACUCAGCACAGUUUGUUGACACAAUUUUGGGAGUGCGUUUUAGCUCCAUCAUUCUUGAAAUCGUGUUAUCUUUUACAGCCUAUUAUGAGGGAACCUCAAUAAUUUACACUAAUAAGGUUGGAGUAGCCCACUUAGCUUCUUUGCUUCAUAGGGCCAUGUGAACAAGAUCAUGUGUACUUGGACUAUGUCUUUUCUUAUGAAUAAAGCUCC
This is a messenger RNA of Juglans regia (Persian walnut), 1727 nucleotides long. RefSeq names its product V-type proton ATPase subunit C-like. Gene Ontology annotation, cellular component: vacuolar proton-transporting V-type ATPase, V1 domain. The transcript is spliced from 7 exons. Gene Ontology annotation, biological process: proton transmembrane transport. The record is from RefSeq and is a predicted model, not a curated record. NCBI's taxonomy places the organism in Eukaryota, Viridiplantae, Streptophyta, Magnoliopsida, Fagales, Juglandaceae. Gene Ontology annotation, molecular function: proton-transporting ATPase activity, rotational mechanism. The coding region runs from base 723 to 1619 and encodes 298 amino acids.